AUGUACUGUUCAGAUGUUGAAAAUGUCGUCGUGGAACUGAGCGCUAAGCUCCCAUUGGUCCAAUUUGAAGCAGCUGCCUCGCUUACUUUUUGUCUUUUUCCUUCUUUACCCACCUCAAAGCUGACGAGUGCAGUUUAUUAUCCUGUUGAUGAUAUCAAAAUGUCUGCUCUAGUACAUGAAAAAGUUUGGUUGGAUAAGAACAUCUACAAUGAUGCCGAACGGAAAUACUAUGAAUCGCUGUCAAAGGUUCAUGGUACUCCACUUUCAGUAGCUUGCACUUCUUUGGCCAGUGAAGUUGCCAAGGCUAGACAACAUAUCAAAGAUUCUUUAGAAUGUAUGGAUAGUGUUGCCACACUAGCAGGAGUUCCAAACACAGAGCUCACCACUAAAGUUAACGGUCUAGAAAAAGAGAAUAGUGAUCUUAAGAAAGCCAUUGAUGAUCUCCGUAAUUUGGUUAUAAGCCUUCAAGCUAGAGUGGAAACAUUAGAAUCAACAGGUAGUGGGGGAAAAACUAUAUCUUCUCAGGUAACAUCUAAUGCAGCAGCAGCUAAGCCCCAAGAUGAUGAUGAUGAUGAUGGUGUAGACCUUUUUGGCUCUGAUGAUGAAGAAGAAAGUGCAGAAGCUGCAAGAAUUAGAGAAGAACGUCUGGCUGCAUAUAAUGCUAAAAAAGCUAAAAAACCAGUUCUUAUUGCAAAGUCAAAUAUUAUAUUGGAUAUAAAACCAUGGGAUGAUGAAACUGAUAUGGUAGCUAUGGAAAAAGCAGUCAGAGAAAUAAAUACUGAAGGUCUUCUGUGGGGUGCUGCUAAACUUGUACCAUUAGCAUAUGGUAUCCACAAGCUACAGAUUUCCUGUGUUGUUGAGGAUGACAAAGUUUCUGUUGAUUGGUUAACUGAAGAAAUUGAGAAAGUUGAAGACUUUGUCCAAAGUGUGGAUAUUGCUGCCUUUAACAAAGUGUAA
This is a messenger RNA of Arctia plantaginis, 957 nucleotides long. The record is from the annotation of a GenBank genome assembly. NCBI's taxonomy places the organism in Eukaryota, Metazoa, Arthropoda, Insecta, Lepidoptera, Erebidae.